This is a messenger RNA of Diaporthe citri, 1062 nucleotides long. RefSeq lists its product as uncharacterized. Bases 1 to 1062 code for a protein of 353 amino acids. Lineage: Eukaryota; Fungi; Ascomycota; Sordariomycetes; Diaporthales; Diaporthaceae. Gene Ontology annotation, biological process: protein import into mitochondrial matrix. The record is from RefSeq and is a predicted model, not a curated record. Gene Ontology annotation, molecular function: transmembrane protein transporter activity. Gene Ontology annotation, cellular component: mitochondrial outer membrane translocase complex; mitochondrial outer membrane. The transcript has 3 exons.
AUGGCCUCAAUCUCGAGUUCGCCAUUCGGCGUCCUGCUCAACAACCCCAUCGCAAAAUCCUUCACAGAUGCCGUCGGCUCCUUCCAAGAGCGCCGCGCAAAGCUGGGCCUGUCGAACCCCGGCACCGUCGAGGGUCUGGCCAAGGAGGUCCAGCGCGAUGUGCUCCUCAACAAUUACAUGUUCACUGGCCUGCGCGCCGAUCUCACCAAGGCCUUCAGCCUGUACCCUCUGUUCCAGGUCUCCCACGCGUUCGCGCUGGGUGAGCGGUCAAACCCAUAUACAUUCGCUGCCCUUUACGGGACAAGCAAGAUGUUCUUGCAGGGAAAUAUCGAUAACGACGGUCAGCUCUCAACAAGAUUCAACUGGAGGUGGUCGCAAGCCUUGGUCACAAAAACCCAAUUCCAGAUCGGAACCGGAGGCCAGGACAUGGCGCAAUGGGAGCAGGAGUACACCGGCAAGGACUUCACAGCAUCCAUCAAGGGCUUGAACCCGUCAUACCUGGAGGGUGGCCUCACCGGUAUCUUCAUCGGCAGCUACAUGCAGGCAGUGACCCCCAAGCUCGCCCUCGGACUCGAGGCUAUGUGGCAAAGGCCCGCGCUGAGCCAGCCCCCCGAGGCUAUGGUGGCCUACUGCGGCAAGUACAAGAGCGAGGACUGGAUUGCUACCGCGCAGCUGUCUGCUACCGGUGGCCUGAACACCACCUACUGGAGGAAGCUGUCCGACAAGGUCCAGGCCGGCGUGGAUAUGAGCUUGACCUUGGCUGGCGGUGCCGGCGCAAUGAUGGGCGGACCUCUCCAGAAGGAGGGCACCACCACCUUCGGCGCAAAGUACGACUUCCGCAUGUCCACCUUCCGCGCUCAGCUGGAUUCCAAGGGCAAGCUGAGCUGUCUGCUCGAGAAGCGUGUCGCCGGGCCUGUUAUGAUGACUGUCGGCGCUGAUGUUGACCAUGCGACGCAAUCUGCGAAGCUCGGCCUGGGCAUCUCCAUCGAGACCGGCGGCGAGGAGCUCCAGGAACAGCAGGAGAUGCUGGGCAGCCAGCCAUCUCCCAACAUCCCCUUUUAA